This is a messenger RNA of Eutrema salsugineum, 1716 nucleotides long. RefSeq lists its product as uncharacterized. NCBI's taxonomy places the organism in Eukaryota, Viridiplantae, Streptophyta, Magnoliopsida, Brassicales, Brassicaceae. The record is from RefSeq and is a predicted model, not a curated record. The transcript is spliced from 7 exons. The coding region runs from base 121 to 1374 and encodes 417 amino acids.
UUAAAUCUUUUAUUCACCUUUCGUGUUCCAUAUUAGUUUGUGUGAAUCUCCGCGAAAGCGAGAACUUCUUUUGUCUUUUGUCUUCUUUUUUUCUUCAAGUUUUUUUGGGAUAUUGCGACAAUGGGAGCUGUGCAUUUUAAGUUGGAUAGAGGUUUGUUAGUGUGUUUAUGGCUGUUGGGGAUUAUCUCGCUAUCAUGCGCAGCGAGGCAUGGCGCUUCAAGACAGAAGUUUGAAGUGAAGAAGCACUUGAAUAGGCUCAACAAAUCUCCUGUUAAGACCAUUCAGAGCCCAGAUGGAGAUAUAAUUGACUGUGUUCCUAUCUCAAAGCAGCCAGCUUUCGACCACCCUUUCCUCAAAGAUCACAAGAUUCAGAUGAGGCCUAAUUACCACCCUGAAGGGCUAUUUGAUGACAAUAAAGUAUCUGCAAUAUCAAAGGAGAAAGAAACGCAUAUUCCUCAGUUGUGGCACCGGUAUGGCAAAUGUCCUCAAGGAACCAUUCCGAUGAGGAGGACAAAGGAGGAUGAUGUGUUGAGAGCUAGUUCAGUUAAAAGAUACGGCAAGAAGAAACAUAGAACCGUUCCUAUUCCUAAAUCUGCGGAACCUGACCUCAUUAACCAAAAUGGUCAUCAGCACGCCAUAGCUUAUGUGGAAGGAGAUAAGUACUAUGGAGCUAAGGCGACUUUAAACGUGUGGGAGCCAAAGAUACAGCACACAAACGAAUUCAGCUUGUCGCAGAUAUGGCUUUUGGGUGGUUCCUUUGGACAAGAUCUUAACAGCAUUGAAGCUGGUUGGCAGGUGAGCCCGGAUCUAUAUGGAGACAAUAAUACAAGACUCUUCACUUACUGGACUAGUGAUGCCUAUCAAGCUACUGGUUGCUACAAUCUUCUUUGCUCAGGGUUUAUUCAGAUCAACAGUGACAUAGCAAUGGGAGCAAGCAUCUCACCAGUCUCUGGAUAUCGUAAUUCCCAGUACGAUAUCAGUAUCCUAAUCUGGAAGGAUCCUAAGGAGGGACAUUGGUGGAUGCAGUAUGGGAAUGGGUACGUUUUGGGGUAUUGGCCAUCGUUUCUCUUCUCCUACCUAACAGAGAGUGCAUCGAUGAUCGAAUGGGGAGGGGAAGUUGUGGACUCGCAAUCAAAUGGGCACCACACUUGGACACAGAUGGGAAGCGGUCACUUCCCUGAAGAAGGUUUCAGCAAAGCAAGUUACUUUAGGAACAUUCAAGUCGUUGAUGGAUCUAACAACCUUAAAGCACCAAAAAGACUCGGGACAUUCACUGAGAAAUCCAACUGUUAUGAUGUUCAGACAGGAAUCAAUGAUGACUGGGGACAUUUCUUCUACUACGGUGGUCCUGGCAAGAACAAGAACUGCCCAUAACUCAAGCAUGUGUUAGUGUCUACUUUCUCUUUCAGUCUUGUAAAAUUUCCUCCUCAUUGGAUAGUAUUAGGCUGUAGUAAUUAGUGAUGUAUUGUGUAAGCUCUCUCUAGGUGAUGGGAAGUUUUGAGGGUUGUCUGAUUUUUAACUUUGUAUUAAAGUGUUAGUAGUAGUAGUACUCUCCAUGUAAGUAGAUGGGGGACAAACGAAGGUGUGUGCCCCCUCAAGUUUCUUAAAAGCUCAGAGAAACUUUGGGACCCUUUAAGUAUAUUUCUACAUUGUCUCUUACUUGUAUUCUGAGAUGUUUCUCUUUUGAAAGAGUUACUAAUUUCAAUUACUAUAUGA